Molecule: messenger RNA, 210 nt
Organism: Phaethon lepturus (White-tailed tropicbird)
Lineage: Eukaryota; Metazoa; Chordata; Aves; Phaethontiformes; Phaethontidae
Gene: MARVELD1
Product: MARVEL domain containing 1
Exons: 1
Source: RefSeq, a predicted model, not a curated record
GGCGUGGGGCUCUACGCAGCCGCCACCGGCAUCAUGGGCUACAAGGCCGGGCGGAAAAGCUAUUGCAACCUACCGGGCUACAGCCAGCACUGCCUCUACGGUGCCUACCUGAGUGCCUCCGUCUGCGGGGGCAUCGCUGCCUGCCUGUACCUCUUCUCCGGGCUCUACUGCCUGUCACGGCGCUGCCGGGACCAGCGUGACAUCAUCUGA